CACACAUCAGUCCUUUCUCGUCGUUGCGAACACGGCGCUUACAAGCUCGCAUUACGACCUCAUCUCUCCCUAUCAAGAUGGAUCUAGUUGCCGACCACACUUCACCCUAUCUUGGCAUGUCAGAGACGGCACAUAAUACCAUGGCGACUUAUAACGAGGCGUUCCAAUCGCUCGGUCACUCAUGUAUCCAUGCUUUGAAGCAUUACAGUCCCAACGGUGCGCGCGGAAUGCUGGAGCACUUGGAGUUACAUCCUCAACUGAUUAUCCAUGUUGACAACACUAACAGCACGGCAGUAGGCAAUGGUCUAGAAACUGCUCAUCACCUGCUCAGUAGCAUUGCCAAUCCGUAUAUUGAUGGACAUCCAUUCGAUACAAGUCCCACUGUGCGAAGGUGGGCCCCUCAAACUAUCUGGCGCUUGGACGCGAUGCAAAUCAAGAGCAACGAGAUGCGUAUGAAAGACCCUCACAAGCAACGUGGUUUCUCAACAGCUUCCAGCGAGCUACAGGAAAUCGACAUCGCUAUCGACAUAAGCACUGCCGCACGAACCGAGAUCAGCGAAGACGGUAUCGUCUGUGCGACGCUUCGAUAAACUCGACAAGACUUCAGAGCCUCCGUGAGCAAGAUCUGGCGAAGUCGAAGAGAGAAGAUCCGAACCAACUUAGCCGUACUACCACAAGACUUCGGCUUCGUGGAGAAUGAUGAGCUCCGGAAAGACGUUUGGGCUACUUUUUGUAUCCCGUCACGUCUGGGCAUGCGAUGUUACAGGAUGGGGAGGAAAGAGUAGGGAGAGCUUU
Messenger RNA from Macroventuria anomochaeta, 795 nucleotides. RefSeq lists its product as uncharacterized. The record is from RefSeq and is a predicted model, not a curated record. NCBI's taxonomy places the organism in Eukaryota, Fungi, Ascomycota, Dothideomycetes, Pleosporales, Didymellaceae. The coding region runs from base 78 to 590 and encodes 170 amino acids. The transcript has 2 exons.